Molecule: messenger RNA, 2430 nt
Organism: Nerophis ophidion (straightnose pipefish)
Lineage: Eukaryota; Metazoa; Chordata; Actinopteri; Syngnathiformes; Syngnathidae
Product: gastrula zinc finger protein XlCGF48.2-like
Exons: 3
Coding region: 140-1381 (413 amino acids)
Biological process (GO): regulation of transcription by RNA polymerase II
Molecular function (GO): DNA-binding transcription factor activity; RNA polymerase II cis-regulatory region sequence-specific DNA binding
Source: RefSeq, a predicted model, not a curated record
CCUUCAAACACGUGUUUCACUGGGACAAUAGUGAGUGGUGCACACUUCCUUCGCCCGGCCACAGAAGACAAAAAAGAGUUGCUGGUGUAACAAUAGGAAGAAUAUAUUCCACUCCUCUCUUGUACACGCGGCUUAUGAGAUGAACGCUCGUCAAGAAGAACGUCCCCUUCAGCAGCAGGAGGAUCCACAGCCCCCCCACAUUAAAGAGGAAGAGGAGGAAGUGUGGAUCAGUCAGGAGGGAGAGUGUCCUGUAGGGCAGGAGGAGGCUGAUGUCAGCAAGUUUCCACUGACUGUUGUCUCUGUGAAGACUGAAGAGCAUGAAGACAAACCACCUGAGUCCUCACAGCUUCAUCACAGUCCAAACGUCUGUGGAGAACAACGUCUGCCUGAAAAAAAGGAGAGUAGCUUCAGGAUGGUGAAGGAGGAUCCUUCAAAGAGGAAGACCAGGCGCCACGGACCCUCUGGCGUCUCCUUUUCCUCUUUGACACAGACCCUUCCCUGUAAAAAGGAAGAGGAAGACUCACUGACGCCCCACAUUAAAGAGGAAGAGGAGGAACACAGCAUCACUCAAGAGGGAGAUCAUCUUGAAGGACUGGAGGAGUUCCCAGUGACUGGUGUCCCUGUGAAGAGUGAAGAUGAUGAGGUGAAAGGUGAAAGUGAGGAGAGGGGAGGGGGGGAGCCUCCAAGCAGCAGCUCAACACAACACAUGACAACAGAAGCUGAUGGAGACCACUGUGGAGGAUCACAAGCAGACAAGCUCUUAGCUCCACUAUCAGAUAGUGAGGACACAACGUCACACUCUCCUGACACUGAUGAUGAAGACUCUAAAGAUGAUAAGACAUGUCACACUGACAACACUCACUUCACAUCUUCUCACUGUCACAAAACUUUUAAAUACCAUAGUAAUCUGAAAAGGCACAUGAGUACACACACCGGAGAGAAACCUUUUUCCUGCUCAGAAUGUGGGAGAGAUUUUAGACUAAAACACAUGCUGAAAGUACACAUGAGAACACACACUGGAGAAAAACCUUUUUUAUGUUCAAUCUGCGGUAAAGAUUUUACUCAAAAGCACCAUUUGAAAACACACAUGAGAAUACACACUGGAAAAAAACCUUUUUCCUGUUCAAUCUGCGGUAAAGAUUUUACUCAAAAGCACCAUUUGAAAAUACACAUAAGAAUACACACUGGAGAAAAACCUUUUUCUUGCUCAGAAUGUGGUAAAAGUUUUGUAAUAAAUCAAAGUUUAAAAGUACAUAUGAGAACACACACUGGAGAAAAACCUUUUUCAUGUUCAAUCUGUGGUAAGGUUUUUACUCAAAGGGACCAUUUAAAAAAACACAUGACAAUACACACUGGAGAAAAAACUUUUUCCUGCUCAUAAUGUGGUAAAAGUUUUGUCAUAAUACAAAGUUUAAAAGUAAAUAUGAGAACACACAUUGGUGAAAAACGUUUUAUAUGUUCAGUAUGUGGUAAAAGUUUGAAUAGAAAGACAACAAUUAAAAUUAUACAUGAGAAUGCAAUCAGGUGAAAAACCAUACUCCUGUUCAAUCUGCAACAAAAGCUUUGGUCACCUAAACACUCUUACAGUACACAUGAGAAGACACCCAGGAGAGAAAGUGUUGAGUUGCAGUGUGUGUGGUGAAAGAUUGUCUUCUAAGUAGCAGUGUAAGAAACACAAGUGUGCUGGUGAGAACAGCAGCAGCAAAUGAAACUGCAGGAUUUGAAAUAAACUGUCCAGACUUUCAUUUUGACUUUCUAACAACAUCAGCACAUAUAACAUGUGUGACAUUGUUGUUUGUCUAACAAUCUGUUUAAUAUGCUUCUACAUUUAUAGAUUAGACACUUCAGUUUAGUGCUUUUAUUUCAGUCAAGUACAUGAGUUAAUAUACACAUUUGUGUACUUUAAAAUGAACACAACAAUUUGACCGAAAGGGUGAAAAUAAACUACAUAAAAUAUGUUACAUACAAUAAACAUUUUAAGUGUCGAUAUUUAUAAUUCAGUUUUAUACUUAUUCAUAAGUGUUUUAUAUAAGUUUUUUUGAACAAUGAAGUGUUACAUAUUUUAUUUUCUAAUUGUAGAUAAUUGCAUAGAUGAACUCCUUUAUAUGAUGUACAUAUUUGUUUUACAUGUGUUCAUACCUUUGCUUUUGAGUACACAUAAAUCCCUCUUAGUUCAUAUUUACUGCUUCACAUCUGAAACAUCUUCUGGACCACUUCUGGAAGCAUAUUAUUAUUUACUUUAUACAUCAUUUGAACAGUUGUCUUUUAUAUAAGAUCAUUUACUUUUAAAAUGUGUGACUUAAUCAUUUGUUGGGUCUCUAGAAUCCAUUCUAUGACUUAUCUUUAUUACUCUCUUUUGUAAUAUGAUGAUUGUUGUGUGAUUGUUUUAUAUGUAUGUCCCCAGACUUUUAUGCAAUAAACAAUGUAUGU